Molecule: messenger RNA, 2062 nt
Organism: Colius striatus (speckled mousebird)
Lineage: Eukaryota; Metazoa; Chordata; Aves; Coliiformes; Coliidae
Gene: SRM
Product: spermidine synthase
Exons: 8
Coding region: 38-922 (294 amino acids)
Biological process (GO): spermidine biosynthetic process
Cellular component (GO): cytosol
Molecular function (GO): spermidine synthase activity
Source: RefSeq, a predicted model, not a curated record
CGGCCGCGCCGGGGCCGGGGCCGGGGCCGGGGCCGCGAUGGAGCGAGGCGCGGCCGCGCUGAUCCGCGAGGGCUGGUUCCGCGAAACGUGCCGGCUGUGGCCGGGACAGGCCAUGUCGCUGCAGGUGGAGGAGCUCCUGCACCACCAGCGCUCCCGCUACCAGGAGAUCCUCGUGUUCCGCAGCACCACCUACGGCAACGUCCUGGUCCUGGACGGGGUGAUCCAGUGCACGGAGCGCGAUGAGUUCUCCUACCAGGAAAUGAUCGCCAACCUGCCCCUCUGCAGCCACCCCGACCCCCGCAAGGUGCUGAUCAUCGGUGGUGGUGACGGGGGAGUGCUUCGAGAGGUGGUGAAACACCCAACCGUGGAGUCCGUGGUGCAGUGUGAGAUCGAUGAGGAUGUGAUCCAGGUAUCUAAGAAAUACCUCCCAGGGAUGGCAGUGGGGUAUUCCAGCGCCAAGCUGACCUUGCACGUGGGAGAUGGUUUUGAGUUCAUGAAACAAAAUCAAGAAGCCUUUGAUGUGAUUAUCACGGAUUCGUCUGACCCCAUGGGUCCUGCAGAAAGCUUAUUCAAAGAAUCUUACUACCAGCUGAUGAAGACAGCCCUGCGAGAAGAUGGGAUUCUUUGCUGCCAAGGUGAGUGCCAGUGGCUGCACCUGGAUCUCAUUAAGGAGAUGCGUCAGUUCUGCAAGUCUCUGUUCCCGGUGGUGGAAUACGCCUAUUGCACCAUCCCCACGUAUCCCAGCGGGCAGAUUGGCUUCAUGCUCUGCAGCAAGAACCCGAACACGAAUUUCCGGGAGCCUGUGCAGCAGCUGUCGCAGCAGCAAGUAGAGGAGAGGAGUCUGAAGUACUACAACUCUGACAUCCACCGGGCAGCUUUCAUCCUGCCAGAGUUUGCACGGAAGGCCCUGAGUGACGUGUGAGACUGAGAAGCUGCUUCCUUCCUUCAAGUUGGACCCUGAGAUCGUCAGUGAGGUGGUUGGGACCUUCCCAGCAGACUGCAGAUUUGUUCUCCACUGUGUGGGAUUGUUUAACCCUUUGCCAGCCAACAUUCCCUUUGAUGAUGUGUUAAAGAUGAUGGGGCACAAGCCAGAUAAGACUAUUGAAAAGGUCCAGUGACUUAUUGUGCGAGGUCAAAACUGUUCUUUCCAGUGCUGGAAACGUAAGAUGUCUUUUCCCUUUCUCUCCUCCCUGCACCCAUUCUAAAUUCUGCCCUGCAACUGACAUGAUGUAUUUAUAACUGACACGUAUUUCUGUCCAGUGAUCUUCUGAAACCUGGGAAGAGUCCAGAAGGGUCACUGACUCAGCCUUAAGCACAGAGAGCGAGAGCUUUGUGCACAGUUAGCUUGCCCUCCCCUAACAGGAGCUCCCUGCUGCUGAGAUGUUUUGACUGGUAACGGGUCUGAGCCUUCGCGUCCCACUGCCCUUCUGCAACACCUGCACUGUUCUGCAGCAACGGCUGGAGAAGUCACAGUGCAAACUGUUGCCAUUCACAAUAGGUCUCCCUCCAACCCUGAUGGAGUAGCAGUAUUAAACACGAGCCAGGCAGGCUGUGGCAGCAAAGUCUUGUGGCUUUUUCUUGUUUUAAAUAGGUUGGAAGCAGAAGUGCCGAGGUACCGACAGGCUGCCCCUGUUCUCACCUCUGCCGCCAGAGGGGUUCCAAAGAAUGUUUUAUCCAUAUGGUGACAGGCGCUUUAUAUCUAUAAAUAUAAAUAUAUAUAUAUAUAAAACAAACCUUAGCUCCAUUGCCUACUGUGAAGUGCUGCUGCUGGGGAGUCACUUGUGCUGACAAAUCUCUCAUCUCCGUCACGCUGAGAAGCCUCAGGCCUGGGAAUUUGCUAGUCCUCGGGAGGCGCCGUUGUUCCCAACGCUCCCCCCGGAAUCCCCAGGUGUGUGAGGUGGUUUUCGUUGUGCUCUGUGGGAUGGACCUGCCCCCACUUCCUGACGUGUGUGUGUGUGAAAGGCUCUGCAGCUCUGCUGUGCAGUGGGCACCUUCCAGCACAAGCACCGCGCGGCCGGCGCUCCCUCGCGAUCGAUUAAACACUCGGCUCUGGUUAAGGUGA